Messenger RNA from Medicago truncatula (barrel medic), 1631 nucleotides. Its product is annotated as SAC3 family protein C. Gene Ontology annotation, biological process: mRNA export from nucleus. NCBI's taxonomy places the organism in Eukaryota, Viridiplantae, Streptophyta, Magnoliopsida, Fabales, Fabaceae. Gene Ontology annotation, cellular component: nucleus; transcription export complex 2; cytoplasm. The record is from RefSeq and is a predicted model, not a curated record. Bases 54 to 1265 code for a protein of 403 amino acids. The transcript is spliced from 8 exons.
AAUGAAGGAUAAAAAGUGAUGUUGAAAAAAAUGGUGAAGAAAGAAGAGAGACGAUGGAGAGUGGAAGUGGGAACCCUCGUUCUUCGUUUUCCCAAUCACGGCGCCAAAAAUUCCCUUUGAAUGCUUCUACUGCUACCCAUCAUCGAUCCAAAGUUUCAACUUUUUCUCAAAGGGUCACUCCUCCUCCUACCACUGGCAACAAUAGUAAUGCAUCUACAUCUGAUUUCAAUGAUGAUGAUUCCAGUUUUGGGGUUUUACUUGGAACUUGUUCUUAUAUGUGCCCAGAAAGAGAGCGAAUCCAGCGCGAGAAACUUCGAGAUUUGGCAGUUUUUGAGAGGCUAAAUGGUAAUCCCAGAAAAUCAUCCCCAGUUCUUGCUGUCAAGAAGUUUUGCAGAACUAUAUCCAUCAAAGAUGUUCAAGCAUCUGAUAUGCGGCCUCUUAAUGUAUUGGAGGAUACUUUAAAUUACCUUUUGGGCCUUCUGGAUUCUAAGGAGCAUCCGUUCGAAGUAGUUCAUGACUUCAUUUUUGAUAGGACAAGGUCUAUACGUCAAGAUCUUACUAUGCAAAAUAUAGUAAACAAGAAAGCAAUCUACAUGUAUGAGGGAAUGGUGAAAUUUCACGUUAUAUCACAUCACAAGCUCUGGGGUUCUAUGGGUGAUCCGAAUAUUGCAUCAACGCAUCAUCUCAACAUGGAGCAGCUCACAAAGACACUGUCUUCUUUAUUCAAUCUAUACGAAGCAAAUCGAAAUUCAAAUGAUGUUCAUGAGAAUGAAGCCGAGUUCCAUUCAUUAUAUGUGCUUUUAAAUCUUGGUUCUCACAGCAAACCAAUGGGUGAACCACUUUCUUUAUGGUUUAGUCAUGUAUCAACUUCAAUAUUGAAGUCAAAAGAAAUGCGCUUUGCUAGGAGAAUCGUACGCUCGUUCCGAAUGGGUAAUUAUAUCGAUUUCUUCCAUACUGUAGCAGCCGAAGCAUCAUAUCUGCAGUACUGCAUUAUGGAACCUUAUAUCAAUGAAGUUCGUUCACUGGCUUUAUCUUACAUAAAUUUUGGUGGCUACAAACUUCAUCCAUAUCCUCUGUUCAAGCUCUCAAAACACCUGAUGAUAGAGGAAUCAGAUUUGGAAUCCUUUUGUCAUUCUUGCGGUCUUGAGACAUGUACAGAUGAAUCUGGAAAUAAGUUACUUCACACAAAGCAAACCACCUUCAGUCACCCUAAAGGUGGGUUCCAGAAAUAUAGUUUUUUGGGCUUGCAAGAUUAUGAAAGAUAGUUUUAGGGGUGCUACUUUCUUCACCCCCCAACAUCUGUUCGAUAUAUGCAUCCCGAGUACUCCUACGAGAUUGGAUGAUCCAUGGACUGUUGCAACUAUUUUCAUCACUUUUCCUAAAUAUGUAACUGAUUGUGUGCAUAGACCAAUUAUAUAAUUUCAUUAGAAUCUCUGUGAUGCUUUCAGGAAACAUGGGAACAUAUUGUGUACUAUAAGCAGAUCUUGUUACACGUUUGUACUUGUAAAAUGUACAUUUGACUUUAUAUAGAAUGUUACUAAUGUAUAGGUGUUUAUUUAAUUUGUAAACAUGUGAAACAUUGCAAGGUUUAUACGCACCAAUAAAUGAAAAAUUUCACUCUUAGGCCAAAA